Messenger RNA from Cydia fagiglandana, 7189 nucleotides. RefSeq names its product PC4 and SFRS1-interacting protein (gene Jasper). Lineage: Eukaryota; Metazoa; Arthropoda; Insecta; Lepidoptera; Tortricidae. The coding region runs from base 177 to 2579 and encodes 800 amino acids. The transcript is spliced from 16 exons. The record is from RefSeq and is a predicted model, not a curated record.
UUAUCUUGGCGUCUGUUUUGAUUCUCAAAGAAAUUCAUCAUGUUUUUAUGAAGACGCGCUCUCUGGUUACGCAUUGUAGACUCAAAUUGGUUUAUACGUGAUUGCAGAUAGCGUCGUGCAGCUGUAGCUAAUAUUAUAAUCGGCUAAUAUAUUUACCGAUUGACGGCGUUGUUUUUAUGAAAAUGGGCAAGAAAGUAAGAGAAUACAAGUCUGGCGACUUUAUAUUCGCCAAAGUCAAAGGAUACCCAGCAUGGCCGGCUCGGGUACAAAAACAGAAUGGCAAGAAGUAUUUCGUAUACUUCUAUGGCACUGGGGAGACCGCUAACCUGCCUCCGAACAUGAUAUUCGACUAUGCCGAGAACAAGGACAAGUUCCUGAACAAGUCCGUGAAGCGCAAGGACUUCAACGACGGCGUGAAGCAGAUUGAGCACGACUUUGCCAAUAAUGUGCCUUUGGAAGAAGUCAUCGGAGCGUUGGCGGCGGCGGAACCAGCGCCCGCCGACGACAGCAUGAAUGAGACGGCCAACGACACCGCUGACUCGGCUAUUGACACCACUGCUGCCGAUGAGACCAUGGACGAGACUGCGAACGACGCGCCCGUGGAGGACUCGGACGAUGCAGGCGCGUUGGUCAUAGACGAGGGAAAGCAGAAAGGCCGAAAGUCCUCCGCGAAGCCAGCGGCGACGCCCAAAGCUAAAGAACCCAAGACCCCGCGCGGACGCCCCAAGAAGGAGGAAAAGGAGGAUGACGAAGAGAAGAAAGAUGAGGAGAUUGUUAGCAGGAGCGGCAGGAAGAUCAAACCUGGGAAGAGAUACAUAGACGAGCAGACAGACGACAACGCCACCCUGCCGUCGCCGGCGCCCAAGAAACGCCGCGGGGCGUCGCCUAGCGCGGAGAAAGAUAAGGAGGCGAAAGAAAAACCGCAGGACAGGAAUAUUAAGGCGUACAACACCGUACAACAGUCGGAACUUCGAGAACUGAAGGAACCCUUCAAAAGUGCAGACCCAGAGAAGGAAAAUAUCCUGAUCGCCUACCUACCCUCCGGGCAGUACUGCGGAGUGAAACUCUUCCAGUCCAGGCCUGCUAGUUUCAAGAGCGAAGCCUCGAGGCUACAGUGGGACAAGCAAGCCGCUUCUAAUGCCAUCACGCUCAAGAAACAGCUGGAAAAAGGUCAAAUCACACCGCAGUCGAUAUCGGCGCAGCUCGUCAUGGAUCUGAACCUUACCGACGACGACCGACAAGCGCUGGACAGGGACAGAGAUCUGGAGGUAAAGAAGUCCCGCCUUCACUUCCUGAAGACAGAGAUGAAGCUGAUCGAGCUGGACGCCAAGAUCAAGACCUGUCUCAGCUUGGAGAAGGCUGACACUGAACUCUGUCUCAAGCUCAUUGAUGAGAUCCUUGAGCUGGACCUAGCCGCCCUGAUGCUGCUCAAACACCCGACGUGCAUGGAGACAGUUAAACGCAUGCGCGUGUACGUCGGCAACGCGCCCUCCUGGGAGAUGAGCGAGGCCGAAGCCCUAACCUUCAGCAAGCAGGCGCACCGCAUCCGGAACAAGGCCGACGCACUCUUCAUCACCAUGCGGGACUUGUUCCACGUGCCCGAGGGUGUAUCAUUCUGGGAGCUGUUCAACGAGCGCGUGGCGCAGUUCAAGGCCGCCACGGAGACCCUGCACGCGGACAAGCUGCUCGAGAUGGUCCACGAGCCCAUCGAACUGUCCCAGCCGAUCGCUCACACGAUGAAGGCGGCGGUGGACGCGGCUAACGAACAGGAGGCUGCAGAAUCUGACGACGCUGACAAGAAGAAGAAAGCCACCCCCGCUAAAGGCAAGAAGGCUAACAGCACUCCAUUGAAACAACCCCUCAAACGCGGACGAAAACCGGCACAAGAAGAGAAAGAGAAGGAAAAAGAAGAGGACAAAUCAGAAGAGCCAGACACCAACAAACCUAAUGAAAACAAUAAAGAUGAUUCAGAGCCAAAGGAAAACAAUGAAAAUGAAAAAUCUAACGAAGCAGAGAAGGCAAAUGAUGACGCUGCUGAUAAAGAAGUAGAGAGAGUUAAUGAAAAUUCUGAGAAUCAUGAAAAAGAGGAUGAAGAGAAAGGAGAAGGUGACAGCGAGAAGACUAAUGAUGCAAAAAAGGAAUCUAACUCUAAAGAGAAGACUAAUGAUGCAAAGAAGGAAUCUAACUCUAAAGAGAAGACUAAUGAUGCAAAGAAGGAAUCUAACUCUAAAGAGAAGACUAAUGAUGCAAAAAAGGAAUCUAAUUCUAAAGAGAAAGGUGAUGUUAAUCAAACAAAUGACAAAGAUGAUGAAAUAGAAGAUGAAAAUGACAAUGAAAGCAAAAAGGAGAGUGAAAAAAAUAGCGAUAAGUCUAAAGAUAAUAAAACGAAAGAGAAAGGUAAUGAAGCUAAGAAUGGGAAGGAUAAGCCGAAGCCGGGGGAGAAGAGGAGUAAGAGUGAGAAGGAACCGUCGGUGGAGAAAGAGAAGGUUGAUGACGAGCCUAGGGCCAAGCGAUCGAGAGAGAGCAAGAAGACUGAGCCGCCGCCGCGGUCACCGGCCAAAAGGAAGUCCCGGUCCUAAGCCGCUCACAACUCUAACGGAAUUAUUCUCGCCACUACAGUGGCCACUUGACUGACACCUUUUGCACAAACACCACUCUAUUACAUCUUUACUCCAGACACAGAAUAAAUAAUAGUACUAGGUAUAGUUCGUAGAUUCGUAAGUGAGCCCGGCGGCUAAUCCUAUUGUCUAUUGUUAAGUAAAACCGCACGUGCUACUUACCUGCAAAAAAGGGUCAUCCUUAUUCUAUUCGGCACCUGAGCGCGGGCUAGUCCAACGCUCAAAAAACCAGUGUAGUUGCGCUCUCCGAUAACGCGCCUUUGUUACGCAUCUCGAUGACACAUUUUAGACUGGUUCUGUAGCGUUCGACUCGCCGGCACUCAGUAACCGAAGUACGCAGGUUUUUAUGCAGGUGGGGGUGGCAAGUGGCACGAGCGGUUUUACUUAACAAUAGACAAUAGGAUUAGCUCGGGCUCAGUUACGAACCUACGAACUAUACAGAAGAUCUCUAACAAAACGCGUCUGUUACGAUCAGGACAGAUAUUUCCGCUAGGUGGCGACAGCGCCACGCGCAGCUUAUGGCUAGCCACCAAAAUUGGUGUGGGACGGAUGUACUUGUAGCUACCUGUUGCAAAGCGACGAAAUCGCGAGUGAGCCACGCCUGCUCCAGACUUAAUGUUAGAGCUGUAAUUGACGGGCGUACCGAACCCCGAAAUUGGUCUGGUCCGAGGCCUGUUUGAUCGUGUGUAAGGUGGUACAGUCGCCAUCAGAUAUAUCGGAGCGGUGACGGUGCUCUAAAAUAUCCGAACACGCACUCUAACGCCCUGACAAUAGAAGCGUGUUCAGAUAUUUGUGAGCAACAUGGCCGCUCCGAUGUAUCUGAUGGCGGCUGUACACGGUACGUCAGUUAAGCCGGAUACUCAUUAAGAACCGUAACCGUAACCACACAUUACAUUAUGUUUUUUGGUUACAGUAAAUGUAACGGUUACGGCUCGCUAAUGAGUGUCCAGCUUUAUUCAGUGCCAGCGUUACACGCUACAAGCGUGGCCGAUAACACAGGAGGAACCCACACAACACAUAACACAGGAAAUCGCGGUAGACCCGUUUGUGUAAUCAAAUGUUACGUUCCACGGCAAAAGGUACCUUAUGGCGGCUGGCGCUUACGUCGCAUAGCGCCGCAAUAAUAUUGGAGCGGCGUUAAUAAUAGCGAAAGCGCCAACCGCCAUAAGGUACCUUUACCUGUGGGACGUCACAAAUAUGUGUACAGGAAAAACCGUAUGUGGAGAAAAUAUAUUUAAUAAAUUGAACACUGGGUUUGUGCAAAUGGUGUAUGUGAAACUAAAAUUAUGUAAAAAUUAGAUUUCUUAUUGCUGAAACUUUAUGAAAUUUAUCAGUAAAAUUAUGCUGUUCAUCGAGCUACAUAUAAAAUUGUAAGUCUGGCUAUAUUCAAGUUUUUGUUAUUGUUAAGACCGGUACACACCGGCUGCGUGCGCUAAAAUGUUGGAGCUGUGCACGCAAGCGGUGUGCCGUCUCUCAUAAUGUUCAGUAUAUUACAACGAGCAUGUCUAAGCAAACGCAUCCGGUAUGCGGCCUUGCGUUUGACGCACACGUCUGAAAUUAAAUUGUAUUGACAUAAAGGCGCUGCCACACUUUGGGACAAUGACAACUGAUCAACAUUUUUAUGACUACAUAUUAUAAUAGUUGACGUGCAAUAUCCAUUGUCCUUUACACUAUGUAUAACUUGGAGAACACAAUAGUACUGACAAUUCAUUUUUUUACCCCCUUAUUCAUAAACGUUUACUAAAGUUGACAAGCCGAUAAUAAUCGUUUGUCCCUUUCCAUCAUACCAAUACGUCGGAAAGAGACAAACGAUUAUUAUCGGCUUGUCAACUUUAGUAAACGUUUAUGAAUAAGGGGGUAGAUCUUUAAGUCCGAUGCAUACAUACAUUUGUACGGUGGUAUUCUACUUGUCCAAUUUCUUGGGCCAAUGUGCAUUGCGUCUCACCCUCUCAUUAAGCAAAAUGUGAGACGCAAAUACAAGAUGUUGGACAGAUGGAAAACCAUCUUAAGCAGCUUUUUACUUUUUAGAAUUAUACAAAUAACACCUAAGUUCCUUUUACAAUUAUUAUUUCUAAAGUUUCGAAAAUGAAGAAAAGUUUGAUCAAAUUUGUAUUUGCGUCUCAUAUUUGGCUUACUGAGAGAGGGAGACGCAACGCAAUUUUGAUCGAAUAAUGGAAUGGUGAUAAGUUUGGAUGGAAUACCACCCAAACUUAUCACCAAUUCAUGGUACGACAAUGGUAAUGUUUUAACAAAAAUAAAAGUUGAAUUAUGUUGAAAAAUGCAAAAAAUAACUCGCAUUUUCAGGAAUACUUGGAUUUUUAAAAGUAUUACAGUAUUCCUUUACAAUGUAUUACAAUAUUUCUUAUCACGUCUCUCAUACCAUACAUUUCUUCUUCCCCUAACAUUUUAAUUUACAUAUUAAAUAUUAUAUUAAGAACGGGUUACUCACGUAUUUUAAGUUGAAAAAAGAUCGACAUGUUUCACUUCGUACCCGUUCGUCACCAUAAGCGCAAGCUCCUGAUGACACUUCUCGGUACGGAGUGAAACAUGUCGAUCGUUUUUCAACUUAAAAUACUUAAUAAUAUGUCUGUGUCUCACGGAUGUUUUGUUAUUCACAUUUUAAUUUACAAUUCUGAACAAGUAUAAUUUAGUGUUAAAUUGAACAUAUAAGUAGAAGUACACACGAUAAAUGUUAGCAGACAAUUUUAUAUAAUAAGACACUGUGACGAAACUGACUUUAUAAUGACUGAUGUAUUGAACUAAUCUCGGAGUAAUUAACAAUGGAGCCGCCAUUAACAGGCGUUCCCCUCUGUCGAAAAUAGGCGGCCAAUGGUCAACCAUAUGUAUGGACUGACGUUUAUCUGACAUGACGUACCUAUACAUUUGAUGUGCCCCUCCCCCGCAAAAAACGGCAGACUAUUUUGUACCGAAAAUUUUAGACAUGGCGUCUCCGUUGGUUAUAAGGAACUAAUAGAUCAGCAUUGAUCAAACAGUAAUAAAAUUAAUUUGUGUAAUUCUUGUACGGAGAGGCCAAGGCGCUCAAUAAGCGUCUAGUGCGUGUUCAGAUAUUUUUCCUAUAUAUCUAAAGGUGGCCACUGACGAGCGUUCCAACAGUCCAAAUUGCGUGGCUGCAUUCCAAAAUCGGUCCGUGAAUGUCAAAAACGUACAAUGUUUAAUAUUAGGAUGCCGUCCAUUUGGAUGAAUCCAUUGUAACGGCGUCCAUUUGGAAGGCUCGUCUCUGUCAGUUCUAAACUCACUUUUAUCAAGCAGUUACGACUGCGAUGCUUAUCAUACAUACAUACAUACAAUUCAUCUGAAUGUCACAUAAAAUGCAUGUUGUAAAUAUUCUAUGUAAUUUACUCAAUUUUGAGUAUAUGUUUUUUAACGGUAAUACAAUAUGUACUGCUUUUGAUUUUUGGGACCAGUCCUUUCACUAAUUUUCACACAUAAGUAGGCUGCACUGCACACCUGUUUUCAAGCGUCCAUUGGCUACUGUGUUCGCUAAUCAUAAGACAGGACGCUUGUGCCAUCAUUUAGAAAAUGACUGUUUACAAGAAGCAAAUUUAAUUCUAGGUUAGUUUGUAAAUUUCUAGUAAACUAUACUAAGUUAGAUAUAUCUAAGCCUGAUUUGAACUGGGAUAAGGAUUUAAUCUGAGAUUAAAUAAAACUCUUGAAAUAAAACUUAUUCUUCGUAUUAAAACUAAGGCGGACCCUCGCGCAUACUGGCCCCUAUUUCACCAACUCGGAGUAAUUAACAAUGGAACCGCCAUUAACAGGCGUUCCCCUCUGUCGAAAAUAGGCGGCCAAUGGUCAACCUCAUGUCAACCAUAUGUAUGGACUGACGUUUAUCUGACAUGACGUACCUAUACAUUUGAUGUGCCCCUACCCCGCAAAAAACGGCAGACAAUUUUGUACCGAAAAUUUUAGACAUGGCGUCUCCGUUGGUUAUAUCCUCCAAGUUCACCAACGUGACUGGUGCGACAAUUCGACAAGUCUCAUUGUUGCUGACAUCACAGGCAUCCUAAGCUACGGUUGUCGCUUAUCAUCGGGCGGGCCGUAUUCCUGUUUGUCACCAUCAUUGCAUUAUUUAAAAAAACUUUAUUAUAUCGGCAACAAACAGUUAUUUCUCUUGUGAUGUUUAUGAUGAUAAUGAUGACAAUUGUCACAAGAUUUCAAAGAACUUUCGGUAAUUCUUGACAGCAAAUGAGUUCUGUGUCUAAUUUCGUGACAAUUGUCGUAUUUCUUGUGACAAUUGUCAUUAGCUUCGCAAAAUAAAUACUUAUUUACUGGCGAUAGAGUGGAGUUUUUUUUAAAUUAACAUGUUGGUGGCAAACAACUACACCGCCCGUCUGAUGGUAAGCGGUUACCGUAGCCUAUGGAGGCCUGUGACGUCAGUAACAGUGAUGUCGACAUAUGCGACAUUUGUCACGUUGGUGAAAUAGGGCCUUGGACGUUACAUUUUAUAUAAAUUUACGUCUUUGAUUUUUUUUAUAUUAAACUAAAUAUACUGAUUUAAGUCCAUUUACAAGUGUGUAAUAGCGGAUUCUUGACAAGAAUAUAUGAUUUCAAAU